AUGAGUGGGAAAAACAAUGCACAAGGCCCGCCAAACAAGAAAACCUACGUCGACUCUGCAACGGGACGCAAAGUUAACGAUUAUAUACCCAAAUUUAUUUCAAGCACCCCUUGGUAUUACGCAAAUGACGCACUAAAAAUCGAUUCAAAGAGUCGUAAGAGAAGAACAGAUGACGAGCUUUACGAAGAGAUCACAAAUAAAGCGAACGAUCGAUUAAAACAUCAAAGACUGAACCCAGACGCCGACAUUAUACCAAAUAAUGAACCAAGGCCCGGACUUGGUAUAAACGAUGAGUUCAAAGUAGUCGCUGUGGCAGAAGAUCAGGACUUUGAGAAGAAAAUAGAGGAAAGUUCGAGGAGAAAGAAAAUAAGAGAGUGGAAAAAGAAGGGAAGGUGUGAAAAUUGUGGUGGGAAACACCCAAAGUCCGAGUGUCUGGAAAAGCCGCACUCAGUAUUGUAUGCUUAUAGAGGCAAAAAUGAUAGAACGGGUACAGCAGAUAAGACCGAGUGUUUUGUUAAAGAAGACACUGAUAAAUGGGAUACCAAGCGAGAUAGAUGGCGUGGUAUAGAUAUUGAUGAAGAGUAUGCAAAGGUUGCUGAAAAUUUGAAAAAGAAAGAAGAAAAAGUGCUGCACGAUUUCAAGCAAAACAAUGCUGAUAGCACUGACGCUGCUCAAUCUGGCGAAGGAAAAGAGGAGCCAAAUGACACAGAUAUUUUGAUCAAGGCGAUGAUGAAAAAUAACCCAUUAGCUCAAGAUCCCCUCAACCCGACAAUCUCUCGCGUUCUUGACGAAAAGCCGAGAUAUCUUGAAGUUAUCAAAACUGGUGAGCAAUUGAGAUACAAUCCUAAAUCAAGAGUUUACAAGGAUCUGAAAGAAGGUUAUUUGAAUGAGCGUGGACAAUUCAUACCUUAUUUGACGGGUGAGGCAGCUGAGUUUGAGAAGAUGAAAAAAUUUGCUAGAACAGUUCAAUCGGAACAGAAAAAGAAAUGGGUCGAAGAUAGAGAUAGUGUUCAUGCGGUCACUGAAAAGCAAUAUGCAACAGAGAUAUCACCUACUACUGCAAUGCUAAAGAUGAAAGAAAAGGAAGAAAGGGAUAAGAUUGUUAGAGAAGCUAAGCGUAAAGAACUACUCGAAAAAUAUGGAGCCUUAUAA
Molecule: messenger RNA, 1152 nt
Organism: Pichia membranifaciens NRRL Y-2026
Lineage: Eukaryota; Fungi; Ascomycota; Pichiomycetes; Pichiales; Pichiaceae
Exons: 1
Coding region: 1-1152 (383 amino acids)
Biological process (GO): mRNA splicing, via spliceosome
Cellular component (GO): spliceosomal complex
Molecular function (GO): pre-mRNA 3'-splice site binding
Source: RefSeq, a predicted model, not a curated record